GGCGGCGGUGGUGGGGGCCGGGACCGGCGGCGGGGUCGGGGUAGCGCGGCGUGGUGCGGCGGGGCGAGCCGCCGGGAUGCCCUACAAGCUAAAGAAGGAGAAGGAGCCUCCGAAGUCUGCUAAAAGCACCACAAAAUCCAGUGGUGGCAGCAGUGGGAAGGAUGGAGGGGCAGAGAAUUCAGAGGAGGUCCAGCAGCAGCAGCAGCAACAGCAAACAACUUCAAAUAAGCGACCCAGUAAUAGUGCCCCCCCACCGACACAGCUGAAUAAGAUCAAGUACUCGGGAGGACCCCAGAUUGUAAAAAAGGAGCGACGACACAGCUCCUCUCGUUUCAAUCUGAGCAAAAACCGGGAGCUACAAAAACUCCCUGCCCUUAAAGAUGCUCCCCCUCAUGAACGAGAAGAGCUGUUCAUACAGAAGCUUCGACAGUGCUGUGUUCUCUUUGACUUCAUCUCUGACCCGCUCAGUGACUUGAAGUUCAAGGAGGUGAAGCGGGCAGGUCUCAAUGAGAUGGUGGAGUACAUCACACACAACCGCGAUGUCAUCACUGAGGCCAUCUACCCUGAAGCUGUCAUCAUGUUUUCAGUGAACCUCUUCCGGACACUGCCCCCUUCAUCCAACCCGACAGGAGCUGAAUUUGAUCCUGAGGAGGACGAACCUACACUAGAGGCUGCCUGGCCACAUCUCCAGCUGGUGUAUGAAUUCUUUCUACGGUUUCUGGAAUCGCCUGAUUUUCAGCCAAAUGUAGCCAAGAAAUAUAUUGACCAGAAGUUUGUUCUGUCAUUACUGGAUUUGUUUGAUAGUGAAGAUCCCAGAGAGCGAGACUUUCUCAAGACCAUUUUGCACAGGAUUUAUGGAAAGUUCCUGGGCCUGCGAGCAUAUGUGAGACGGCAGAUCAACAACAUAUUUUACAGGUUUAUCUAUGAAACGGAGCAUCACAAUGGGAUUGCAGAGCUACUGGAGAUCCUGGGCAGUAUAAUCAAUGGGUUUGCUUUGCCUCUGAAGGAAGAGCACAAGAUGUUCCUCAUUCGGGUGUUGCUACCUUUGCACAAGGUGAAAUCACUGAGCGUCUACCACCCGCAGUUGGCAUACUGUGUGGUGCAGUUUUUGGAAAAGGACAGCAGCCUGACAGAACCAGUAAUUAUGGGCUUGCUGAAGUUCUGGCCAAAAACACAUAGCCCUAAGGAAGUGAUGUUUCUCAAUGAGCUGGAGGAGAUACUAGAUGUGAUUGAGCCCUCUGAAUUUGUAAAAGUUAUGGAGCCCCUCUUCAGGCAGUUGGCCAAGUGCGUCUCCAGCCCACACUUUCAGGUGGCAGAGCGGGCGCUGUACUACUGGAACAAUGAAUACAUCAUGAGUCUGAUCAGUGACAAUGCAGCCAAAAUUCUCCCCAUCAUGUUCCCAGCACUGUACAAGAAUUCCAAGAGUCACUGGAACAAGACCAUUCAUGGGCUGAUCUACAAUGCAUUGAAGCUGUUCAUGGAGAUGAAUCAAAAAUUGUUUGAUGACUGCACACAGCAGUACAAGGCAGAGAAGCAGAAGAUCCUGAGGAAAGGAAGAAUGGAGAGCAGCAGAGUAAGGACCCUGGACUUCAGAAAAGCAGACUUUGACUCGCUCAGGGAACUCGUGGCAGGAUCCCCUGGGAAGCCAGACUGAGGGAGAGAGGAGUCUAGGAGAGCUGGUUGUACUUUCAAGAAGCCUUACUGAAAGUGCAGGAACAAACAAUCCUGAUGUGCAGAAAGACUAGCAAGUAUGGCAGAAGACCAGCUUGGCUUAGCAGGGUACUCUUCAGUAAACUAAAUCACAGAAAACCAAGCUUAAAGAAGUGGAAACUUGAACAAACAACUAGGGAGGAAUAUAUGAGUAUUGCUUGGGCAUGCAGGGAUGAAGCUAGAAAGGCCAAAGCACAGUUGGAGUUGCAGCUAGCAAGGGACGUGAAGGGAAACAAGAAGAGUUUCCUACAAGUAUGUCAGUAACAAGAGAAAGAUCAGGGAAGUGGGUCCAUUUCUGAAUGAAGGAGGCAACCAAAUGACAGAGGAUGCAGAAAAGGCUGAGGUGCUCAAUGCCUUUCUUGCCUCAGUCUUCACAGGCAAGGUCAGCUCCCAGACUACUGUACCUGGCAGCACAGUUUGGGAAGGAGGUGAGCAGCCCUCAGUGGGAAAGAAUAGUUUAGGGACUACUUCAAUUUAUUAAGGAUUCUGGCUGAAAGCCAUGCUCCCAGAAACAACAUACAUUUAUUUAUAUUAUGGUUGUAAGCAAAAAUAACAAAUACAAAUAUAAUAAUAAAAUAGAGCCAACCAUUAUAAAACAUUAGUAUAAAUAUAGUAAUAAACUGGAUCAUGAAUCUAUAAAAAUGUUGUACAUAGAUCCACAGUUGACACAGUAAAAUCAGAUAUAGUGUUAAAAUUUAUCAAUUAUAUCAACAGUAAGGGAUCUUUAAUUGCUUCAACCUUAAGAGCAAAAAUUGCAAGACGGCUUACUAAAUAUAGGUCUGUUUGGUGGAAGAGCCAGAUUAGUUUCUCUGUGUUUGAAGAGAGUAUCAGUUUCUGCAAGAAUGGUGAUAAAUAGGUUCUCUUUAUGUCGUUAUGUAGAGAAAAUUCUAAAACAUAAUGAAUAGUGUCUUCCAAAACUCCUAGACAAGAUGGGCAACAUCUUUUAGCCCUUGGAAUGGCUAAAGGCAUCUGUUCAGUACUAAGUCUAGUCAAAGAAGAUCACCAUUUAUUGUUGAGAUCCAGCUGUAAAUACCUUUCUCCCCCCUCAAUCUAAUUUCCAAAGAGUAUAUAAAAGGUCAAUACAAGUAGCCCUAUCCGCUGCAAAAUCAUUCUGCCUGGCAAUAUCUUGUGACCUCUGAAAAACCUGAACUUUGUCUAUAGGGAAGAAAAAUCUUUCAUUGUCUUUGGCUUUAGUAUCCCAUCCCAGAAACUGCAAAAUUACGGGAAAGAAAACUAAAUCGUGGAGAUUGAAGAGAAACAAUUUAAGCAGAUGAGAUGGUAGAAGAGGCAAGAUUUUAAACUAAAAUCCCACCAUUCUAAUAUAUUAAUUAAAAUAGAAUCUAGUCCCAUCUCUAAUCUCAAAAAAGAUGCAGGUGUUGAAGGAAGAAGACCAAGAAGAGCCCUAAGAAACUUGUUCUGAGGUAUGUCUACAUCAUUACUGGUGGCAUAACCCUAUACUUCAGCGCUAUAUGGCAUCUGAGAUGCAAAUUUGACUUUAUAUGCUGAUAUAGGAGCUUGGACUGAUAGCCCUUCUGUGGUCUCAUAAAAUUUCUUUAUAGCCGCAGCCAAUUGGGCUGCUUUAGUUUUAACUGACUGAAUAUGGUGUUUCCAUGAUGGAAAAGCUGUAAAUAUUGCACCCAGAUACCUAUAGGUUUUAACAACUUCGACUUUGAUGAAAUGCCAUGGAACAUGGGGGGGAACCAAACGGCUUCCCCAACACAUUAUUUUGGAUUUAUCAUAAUUUAUUUUUAAGUUGUUUUGUCCACCAAGAUGCACAAAAGUUGUAAUUGUUCUCUGUAAUCCAAUAGGGGUUCUUGGCAUUAUAACGGUGUCAUCUGCAUACAUUAAAAUAGGGAUCGGAGUUGCUAAUAAUUUGGGGAGAUGGAAAUGAGCAUCCUGCAUAUUUCCGAUAAUAUCAUUAAUGUAAAGACUAAAUAACAAGGGGGCCAAGAUACAUCCUUGUCCAACACCUUUUUGUAUCUGAAAUUUGUAUGAGUUUGCCCCUGAAGCCCCACCUAACUUGUGCUCAUCUAUCUUUAUAAUAUUCUAUCAGCAGGUGCAAUAGAGGGGUCAAUCCCAUAAUUCAACAGUUUCCCCCAAAGUUUACUUCUGUCUAUACUGUCAAAAGCUCUUAACAGAUUGUGGUGAAGUAGGACUCCCCGACUAGCCACUGUGCUAGUUUUCUUCACUUGCCCUUGGGCAUUCCCCCUACCUGACUUGCCUGCCAUUCCUUGUUGUUAAUUAAUUAAGGCAGGAGGCUGCCCAUUCUUGCCCUGAUGCCAGGGGGUGCUAUAUGCGGCUCCAUUCCUCCCCUACACUGCAGCCCAAGCCUUGCAGAUGGCAUCCAGAUGACACCGUGCUCCCGGCUCACUGCUGGACCACGCUUAGGCCUUGUUGUCAGGCCUCAGACACUCACAUUCAUACCACCCUCCUCUCACACUCCACCCCCUGUCACAGGGUCUCUUUCAUGCAUCAACAACUUAUGCUACCUUGCUCCCUCUUGGAGUGGGCCCCUUAGGCCAUAGGCUUAGCUAGUUCGUACCUUGGGUGGCAGACGUACCGUCUUUUGGGCCUCUUCUGUGACCCUGACCGGGGUAGUGGCCAGCCAGUUACCCGACCAGGUCUAACCUUGCUCUGGCCCCUUCCAGGGGCAACUCUAUACAUAUAAACAUACUGGGCACUCAGCCCUCUGGUUUUCCUUCCCCCCACUGGGGCUCCUCAUCUCCACCCCCUUUCUGGGGCCACCCCUCACCAGGGCAUUCUUAUCCCACACCAUGACUGGUGCUCCAGGCUCUCAUGGGGACUCUCACUCCCCGUGUCAUUGUGCUCCACUAUAGGUCUUGCUUUCAACCCACACUCAGCAUCCCAGCAGUGGAAGACUUACUGGGGUCAGAACAUGCCCCUCUCUCUCAGACUGAGCCCCCUUACUUGGCCUGUGGCCCAAGCCACAGCCUCAGGCAUCUGGAGACAUACCUAGGCCUACUUUCCUCACUUGGAGCUCCACACUGCCCCCUUCACUUGGGCUUCUUAUCUCCACCCCCUCACUUGGGGCUCCAUAUCACCCCCUCACUUGGGGCCACGGAGCUUCCCUCCCCAGUGGGCUUAGGUGGCCAUAAUCAUGCCUGGCCCCAAAUACCUCCAAUGUUACAUAAACCUACCUGAAGGCAAGGGCUUGAGGUUAAAGCGCCCCUACCCACCUUUCUCUGGGGUGGUAACUGGCUUGGCAUUUCCUGGGGGCUCCCACACCACUGAGAGCCCCACCAGGCCACCCACUCCCGGCAGGGUGCAGUUUUAGGUCAGGACCAGGACCAGGACCCUCCUAGCCAUCCCCUACAGCUCCUGCCCUUACCUCCAGGAUGUUAUAGAGCCUUGCAGCCAGGCACACUGCGUGGCCUGCCAGCAGUGAACUGCCCUGUUUAUAUAGGCGGCCAGGGAUCUAAAAUGGCUGCCGCAAUCAAGCACCUGCUGGCUGCUUGGCUCCACUCUUAAAGUGGCAGGCACCCACAGUGCCCUGUCACACAGAUCAACAAAUGCAACAUACAAUGCUGAUUUGCGCAUUUGCAUAUAUUUGUGUCUCAAACUGAAGAAUAAAUAUGUUAUCAAUAGUGGAAUAUCCGUCCUUGAAUCUGGUCUGAUGUUCAAGUAAUAUGUUGUAUCCUUUUACCCAUGCUAUGAGAUGGUAUAACAAAUGGUGCCCAAAAAUUUUAGUUGAAACUUCCAUUAAACUUAUAGGGUGAUAUGA
Molecule: messenger RNA, 5452 nt
Organism: Alligator mississippiensis (American alligator)
Lineage: Eukaryota; Metazoa; Chordata; Crocodylia; Alligatoridae
Gene: PPP2R5D
Product: protein phosphatase 2 regulatory subunit B'delta
Exons: 14
Coding region: 77-1654 (525 amino acids)
Biological process (GO): protein dephosphorylation; signal transduction
Cellular component (GO): cytosol; nucleus; protein phosphatase type 2A complex
Molecular function (GO): protein phosphatase activator activity
Source: RefSeq, a predicted model, not a curated record